Platichthys flesus (European flounder) is the source of this 2197-nucleotide messenger RNA. Its product is annotated as major histocompatibility complex class I-related gene protein-like. NCBI's taxonomy places the organism in Eukaryota, Metazoa, Chordata, Actinopteri, Pleuronectiformes, Pleuronectidae. The record is from RefSeq and is a predicted model, not a curated record. Gene Ontology annotation, cellular component: external side of plasma membrane. Bases 77 to 1171 code for a protein of 364 amino acids. Gene Ontology annotation, biological process: immune response. The transcript is spliced from 8 exons.
CUGGUUUCCGUCUCUUUGUGGAGAAAUUAGCUCAUCUACCUUCAGUCCAGUGAAGAGGAACACACCACCACUCACCAUGUUCACUGUUCUUUCCCUGCUUCUACUGACAGGAGCACACAGGGCGACGGCUCGGCUUCACUCUCUGAAGUAUUUCCUCACUGCAUCGUCUCAAGUCCAAAACCUUCCAGAGUUUGUGGCUGUUGGUUUGGUUGAUGAUGUUCAGAUCGGAUACUAUGACAGCAACACAAUGAAAGCAGAACCCAAACAGGACUGGAUCGUAAAGGCAACUGAUUCACAGUUCUGGGAGAGGCACACUCAGAAUGCUUUGAGAUUACAGCAGUUCUUCAAAGACCGCAUUGAAACCUUAAAGGAACGCUUCAACCAAACUGGAGGUCUUCACAUUUACCAGUUGAUGUCCGGAUGUGAAUGGGACAAUGAGACUGGAGAAGUUAAUGGUUUUGAGCAGCAUGGUUAUGAUGGAGAAGAUUUCAUAUCAUUGGACCUGGAGACAGAGACGUGGAUCGCUCCAACACUACAGAGUGUCAUCACCAAACUGAAGUGGGAUCAGGAUAAAGCUCAACUCGCACAUAAUAAGUACUACUACCUCCAGGAGUGUCCUUCCUCUGUGAAGGAGCUCCUGGAGCUUGGGAGGAGCUCUCUGCUGAGAUCAGAGCUUCCCAGGAUUUCUCUCCUCCAGAAGUCUCCCUCCUCUCCAGUCACCUGCCACGCUACAGGUUUCUACCCUGAAAGUGCCGUGUUGUUCUGGAGGAGAGAGGGGGAGGAGCUUCAUGAGGACGUGUUCCAGGGAGAGGUCCUCCCCAACCAUGAUGGAACCUUCCAGAUGAGCGCUGACCUGACGGUUUCCUCCAUCUCCCCUGAAGACUGGAGGAGGUACGACUGUGUGUUCCAGAUCUCUGGUGUGAAGGAGGACAUCGUCACCAAACUGGACAAAGACUCAGUCCAGUCCAACAGAGAGAAGCCCAUCAGCGUGACCAUCAUCAUCAUCAUCAUCAUCAUCACUGCAGUGGUCGCUCUCGCUGUCAUUGGAUUCAUCAUGUACAGGAGGAAGAAAGCCCAAAGUACCUCACCUGCUGGAAAAGAUCCAGGUGCCUCAGAGCCGCUGAGAUCAGGUGAUGGAGGUUCUAAUUCUCCAAGUGAGACGUCCUCCUGAACACAGUUUAUGGACGAGAAGCAGUGUCACCACAGUCUCCCUCUUACGCUGGGAACUCAUUGAUUAUUCAUGACUCAAAUCAUAAAAUGAUAUUCAGGCUCAGACAUUGAUUGAAAUACAAACAACACAACUGACAAAUAUGAAAAAUAAAUGGUGGCUUCGAUUAAAUUUGAUCUUUGUCUUAAAAAUAAUAAAUAUAAUUAACCUGGAGUGAAGUAAAACACAUUUUCAAAAACAAUGAAAGUAUCACAGCACUGUUCACAUGCAGUUAAUUUACAGAUCGUCAUAGUUACAGUUUUAUAUUCCUGAUGUUGGGGCAUCCUUGUAAAAUCAUUAAAAUAAAACAAAUCUAAAUCUAAAUAUAUAGACACCCACACAUCCUCAUUUUUAAGGAUCUGGAAAUAUUAUCUGUUUUAUGAUUUAGAUUAUAUUUGAGCAUCAGUACAAAAUUUGUUUUCAAGAUGUGUAAAUAUUCAGAUUUUAUUUUAUUUCUAUUUUGGCCUGAACAAGAAAUGAAUUAAUCCAGAGUUGCUUGUUUUGUUUGUUUGAUUGUAUUGAUGCUUUUCUGUGUUCUUCACCUUUAAAGUUCAUUUGAGUGGAGAUCAUAAAAAGGUUGUGGGAUGUUUUAAGUAUCUCAUGUGAAAUGUUUUGUUAAUAUUUAUAAUGUUAGUUUUUAGGGACUUUUCAGUUUUAGCCUUGUUAACAUUUACACUGCAAAAAUGAAAAGGUUCAAACGGCGCAAAAUUACUGAACUUAUCUGUUGUGAGUUUAAAAACUUCAUAUUUUCUCAAAGCUGCGAGUUCUAGUGUCCCUGCUCGUCCAUUAAAUAUUCUCUUGUUGAUUAUAUAUAUAAAUCGUAGCAUCACAAUUUCACGUUUUCAUUUUUACAGUGUAGAAACUGAACAUUUGAGGCUCAAUUUUUCUUCUUGUGUUGGGUUUUUAUAAAUAAAUGUUAAAUUAAUCUGCUUUGCUGUUUCAUUUCUUUUGUACUUGUGUUUUUAAUAAAGUCUCUGAUGUUCUCUGGGA